Messenger RNA from Enterobius vermicularis (human pinworm), 1521 nucleotides. NCBI's taxonomy places the organism in Eukaryota, Metazoa, Nematoda, Chromadorea, Rhabditida, Oxyuridae. The record is from the annotation of a GenBank genome assembly.
AUGCUGAUAGCUGUAAUAAGAAGCAGUGUUCAGGUUCACCAUGGGAUGGUGUUGCUUAGUGAUGGAAAAGGUAAAGAAAGACCAGCACGAAUGGAACUUACCAAAGAUACCCUUACAAUACAGGUAUCGGCAACUUCAUCGGAUGAAGAAAUGCAACCAGAAUCAAGCGUUGAAUGUGAUACUACCAUUAGAAGUGUCAAAUUACGGAAGCAGAAAGAAGGUGGACUUGGAAUAUCAAUUAAAGGCGGUUCAGACGGAACACAAACUGAGCAGUGCGGUCAGUUAUAUGUUGGUGACGCAAUUGUUGAAGUGAAUGAACAGUCAAUCGAGGGAAAGACGCAUGAUGAAGUUGUGCAAACGCUUCGUGAUGCUGGAGAUGAAGUCGUUUUAAGUGUUCGGAGGCAGACUCAAAUUGCUCCUUUUAUGAAACCAACCAGUGCUUUGCGGUUGAGAAGCAAAAGCGCAUUUGACAAAAUAUAUGAGUCGAGUACGUGGAAGUCUUCGCUGAAGGCACAUUCGGACAAUGAGGUAUUAAAAGAUGCAGAUAGCAAACAAACCCUUGGCCGGAGCAAAAAUUUAGACGAUUCAUCUAGUGAGUGGAAAACGUUAAUAAAAAUCCCUCUUCCGAUGGCUUUUAUGACUCGAUAUUUAUGGGGUACUGAUAAAAUUAGAAAUAAUGCUUUUGAAGUACGGGCAGUAGACGGAACGUCGUCUGGAAUCAUUCACUGUGAAGACAAAAAAGCAUUAGAGCAGUGGAUCAAACAUAUUCAAAACCAUAUUACUUCUUUAAACUAUAAGAUUAUUAAAAUUUCGAAUAAAUAUUCUCAUAAAAGUGAAGAAAUAACUUAUAUUGGUUGGUUGAGCGAGAGACUACCGGAAGAACAUUUUGAGGACCCAAAACAACGUUGGGAACCAAGAUUUAUCAUUCUGAAAGGCGGACAGCUUUGCAUAUUUGAAUCACCACCACUGAACUCAGAAGAUCUGAACAGUUGUAUAUCAUUGUACAAAGUUUACGAUACAGCAUUUCGAACAUUGGAGAAGGAUAAACCAGGUCUGGAUAAAAGAACCAAUUGCUUCUGGAUAGAAACUUGUGUUCAGGGUGCUAAACAUUAUUUAUGCACAGAAACUCAGCAACAGUUUGUUCAAUUUGAACAUGCUUAUAAUCGGUGUCUUCACGCUACAAUUACUAAUAUCCAGACUCGAACCUUCGCUUGCAGUUAUGAGGGACGUCCAUGUGGUCUUGUAGUUGAUAUCAAGCAGGGGAUUAGUCUUUAUGACAUUCCUACAAAACGAUACAGCUGGCAAUAUCGUUUUUUGGAUUUGUAUUCCUCAUCAGACGACGGUAAAAUUCGCUUGCAGUUGCAGUUUCGAGACGAAAGAAACGGCCCAGAAAAUGAAAUAGUGACUAAGAAUAUUGAUAGCGACGAAGUUUUGACAAUAGUUUAUACACUGCAUGCAUUUUAUGUAACCAAAAUUAUUGCCACAGACCCAGAUUUUUUGAAGACGAUACCGUUGUGUUGA